This is a messenger RNA of Pediculus humanus corporis (human body louse), 3894 nucleotides long. RefSeq names its product 150 kDa dynein-associated polypeptide, putative. The transcript is spliced from 19 exons. The record is from RefSeq and is a predicted model, not a curated record. Gene Ontology annotation, cellular component: axon; microtubule associated complex; spindle pole. Lineage: Eukaryota; Metazoa; Arthropoda; Insecta; Psocodea; Pediculidae. Bases 1 to 3894 code for a protein of 1297 amino acids. Gene Ontology annotation, biological process: establishment of mitotic spindle orientation; nuclear migration.
AUGAGUGAUUCUGUAUUAAAAGUAGGAUGUAGGGUAAACGUACCCGCAAAAUCUGUUAAAGGAACGGUUGAAUAUAUUGGAACUACAGCUUUUGCACAAGGGAAGUGGGUUGGAAUAUGCUUAGAUGAACCAAAAGGGAAAAAUAAUGGAACAGUUAAAGACAGACAAUAUUUCAAGAAUCAUGGUAUGUUUGUCAGGCAAAAUCAAUUAAUUGUUCUAGAUGAAAAUGACAGUCCAGUUUUGGACUUAACAGAAGAAGCAUCAUCAAAAUCGAAAACAACAAAAUUAAGCAGUUCUAGAUUAUCAUUGUCUAGUGUAACUAGCUCUCCAAGUAGAGAAGAUUUAACUGCUUCAACUCAUUCCCUUGCUUCACAAAGUGCAUCUUCUAAAAAAACUUCUUCAUUUGUCGAGAGAACCCCUACUUCCAAACUGCCCAAGCAUAUUCCUUCUUCAGCAAGUAAAACACCAAAAGUUUCCACAGCUCAAAAACAAACUACUGCUAAAAGAUCUCUGAAUCAAUCUAAAGAUGAUGUCAGUGAUGCCAACGAACAAACUGGUUUUGUGGAAACUUUAAAGCCUAAAUUUACUCCUGGUUCGGUUAUGCUCUCUCCAGGUCAACCUGGCCCAUUAGGAAAUGCACCUCAACCUAAUACUAAUCUAAGCGGUGCGGCAAAUAUCAAUUUUCUUCAACAGCAAGUGGAAACGUUAAAAGAACAAUUAAAAGAUGUAACUGAAAAAUAUGAAACUUUAAAAGUUAAAAGAGUUCAAGAUAAGGAAAAAUUAAAAGAUUUUGAUAAAAUAAGAAUUCAACUGGAACAGAUGAUAGAAUUUAAAUCCAAAAUAAUGGAAUCUCAGGCUGCUUUACAACGAGAAUUACAAAUGGCAAAAAAAGAAGCAAGGGAUGCAAUUGAAGCCAAAAAUUUACAUGCAGAAGAAAUGUCGGAUUUGGCAGAAACAGUCGAAAUGGCAACUUUAGACAAAGAAAUGGCAGAAGAAAAGGUUGAAAGCUUGCAAUUAGAAUUACAAGAGGUUCGUGACAAGCUAGAAGAAGUUACCUUAGAUUAUGAAACACUUAAAGCAGAACUUGAGGGAGGAGGAGGUACCGAUGAAAAUGGUUUGAAAGAAAGAACUCCUUAUGAAUUCAAGCAAUUAGAACAACAAAAUGCAAGAUUAAGAGAAACACUUGUCAAAAUGCGAGACCUGGUCGCUCACGACAAGCACGAGUACCAAAAAUUACAAAAAGACUUGGAUCAGAAAAAAUCUGAAGUUGCAGAAUUAAGUAGGACAAAAGAAAAGCUGAGUUCUUUAGUUGAAACUUUAGAAGAACAAAUUGCAGAUUUACAAGAGCAGGUUGAUGCAGCUUUGGGAGCGGAAGAACUCGUCGAAACGCUUGGAAACGAUAAAAUGACCCUGCAGGAAAAAGUAUCAGAACUUCAAGAAGAGAUCUCAGAUUUGGAAGCUUUAAAAGAUGCAAAUGAUCAGUUAUUGGAAGCACAAAAAGAAAUCGAUUUAGAACUGAGAGAAGAAUUAGAUAUGGCUUUGAAUUCAGUUCGAGAGACUCAACGAGAAAAAGAUGCCGCGUUGGAAAACUUAAACGAUUGUCAACACACAAUUCAAAAGUUUCGAGAAUUGGUCGCUAAACUUCAAGAACAGCUUCAAGAUUUACAGGGAAAAUUAGACGAAGAGGCGAAGAAACCCGUCGGUAUUCCAGAAAUGUUAGACUUUCAAAAAGUUUUUACCGAAACUAAGGCACACAAAAGAGCCGUGGACUUGGAAUUAAGACAAAUAGAACUCAAUCAAAAAGAUAAACACGUGCAAUAUCUAACGGCAUUUAUGCCGGAUAGCUUUUUAGGCCGAGGAGGAGAUCAUGACGCUAUACUAUUAAUACUUUUGUUUCCACGAAUGUUGUGUAAAUGCGAGAUAAUUUUAAAUCAAAUAAAUUGUAAAUUUCAAAAAGUAGAAAAUAUUCAUAAAGAUUCGGUAAUAAAAGAAGAUAAAGUUGUUCAAUAUGCUUGUAGAUGUCGUUUAAGUUAUUUUCUUCACAGGUGUCAGUUGGUAUUUCAUCAGUUUAUUCACGGUCUCGACACGUGCACAAUCGAAACGUUGAGUAAAGCGGCGGGAAAAUUUAUGGAAAUGCUCGUGCAGGAAAAAAUAAUAGAUUCGUACAUUGAAUCCGUGAAAAAAGAUCAAUUGGAUGAAAACGUAUUGACGGAGCCUUUGGAAAAAUUUAUUUUAUAUUUCGAUGCAAUGAAAGGAAUAGUUUUCGCAAAUGAAAAUGAUAAAAUUCAUCAAUCUCAUUGCGUUAAAGAUUCCGCUUCAGCUUUGAGUGCGGCUUGCGAAUCAUUAUUAACGGAUUGUUUAUCAAUUCAAGCCAUGUACUCGGAUAAUGAGCCAAGCGGAGAAGUUAUUCUAAUCGUUCAAUUUAUUGCUGCGAGCGUGGAACAUUGUUUAGCACAAUUAAAAAACAUCAGGAGGAAAAUACCGAGUAACGAAUCUAAUCUCAAUAUACCCAACAACAGUUUAUUAAAAUUAAUAAGCACAACUCAAGGCGCGACGAGACUUGUAAAGGCCGUUUACGACAUGUCAAAAGCAUCCAGACAGUACAUUUUACUUCAAGGAGAAUCGGCAUCGGGAAUCAAUAAUACAAAAUUGGAAGAAAUAUUUCAAUCGUCUAUAGAAAAAAAUCUCGAGUCUGAUGAAUUGACCGGAGUCGAGUUGGCAAAAAAAAAAAUUAGCGAUAUUGUAAAAAUUGUAGCAGGGUUUAACGAUCUAGUUGAACAAACGGAUUAUGAUCUCAUUAGCUCAUCUGGUUCUAACGCUUCGGAAAAACCCAUCGUAACGAGAGCCACGGCGGUUAAAAAAGAACUGGAUGAAAUUAAAAUUUUAUCGAAGAAGUUGGAGAGUAAAGAAAUGGAUAUUAGAGAAUUAAAAAUGGCGUUAAAAACUAAACAGGAAGAGUUGAGCGAAAUGUGCAUUAGAAAAGAUUUAGUUGAAAAGAAAUUAUCGAAUAUAAAUAAAGACCGGGAUAGCGAAUCUGUUAAAUUAAGGGUAAUUUUUAAUCAAUCAUUUAAAAGAAAAGAAUUUAAAAAAGGGGCCGGAGAAGAAGUGAAAAAACAAGCGAUGAAAAAAGAAAAGGAAUUCGAAGUUGCAAUGGAUCACUUGUCGUCGGACAUUGAAGAAUUGGAAAAAGAACGUGAUAAACUUAGGGAAAAGUUAAAAAUGCAAACGAAAAAAGUCGGCGGGGAUGCUCCCGUGAAAAUAGAAACGUCUACCGCGAGCAAUCAAUCGACCAGCCCGAAAAAAAUCUCUUGGACCGUAAACGAAGGAGAAAAUUUACAAAAUCAAAUAGAUCAAUUAAAAAUGUCAUUGAAACACAUGAACAUGGAAUAUUUUAAAUUACAAAAUGAAACGGCGAGAAAAAAUAUAAUUAAUUUAUCACCGGUUUCAUCGUCCGAGAAUUCCAUGGAUAAAAAUUCAAAAAAAGUACUUAAUGAAUUGUGGAAAGAAGGACAAGAUUUACAAAAACAAGUUCUCGAUAAUUUAAUUUUCGACAUUCCGGAUUUCACGAGUUUAAAACCUGGGGACACGAUGGAUGCGAAAACAUUUUUUUCAAAACAAUUUAAUCGUAAAAGGGAAAUUCAAAAUAAAAUAGAAAAUUUUUCGGUGAGAGUUAAUAAGCAAAUACUUAAAAUAAUAAAAGGAGGUUACAUCGAAACAUCUCUGACGGUUUUCCCGACGCCGGAAGUUAAAAACGCAUUAAAGGAAACAAAACCUUUAACGAUAGGAGAACUGAGUCUUCCAUCUCGUAACGAUGAAUUUAAAAAUGUUCCCCUCAUUGUCAAUUUGAAUUCACUUCGAGCGAUACAAGAAAAAAUUUCAACGGUUGUCAUAUAA